AUGGAGGAGAAGCAGAGGCACACUGGGGGCAAGUGGAGGCGGACAUCGGGGCAGGGCGAUUGGCGAUUCGAGGAGGAGAAGCAGGGGGUCGCACACGGGAACGGCGGAGCGGAGGCCCUAGGUCGUCGCCGGGGAAAGAGAUGGUUUGUUGGAUUGACGAUGAGGACGACGCGAAAUGAUGUUGUUGCUGGACUGGUGGCCUGCUCCACGAUAGGAAGGAGACGGAGGCGGAGGCGUACGAAUGGCACGGCGCGGCGCUAA
This is a messenger RNA of Linum trigynum, 261 nucleotides long. Lineage: Eukaryota; Viridiplantae; Streptophyta; Magnoliopsida; Malpighiales; Linaceae. The record is from the annotation of a GenBank genome assembly.